Molecule: messenger RNA, 29189 nt
Organism: Pelobates cultripes (western spadefoot toad)
Lineage: Eukaryota; Metazoa; Chordata; Amphibia; Anura; Pelobatidae
Source: the annotation of a GenBank genome assembly
CACCAAGCUAAGAAGAUACUUGCGCUGGAACAGAGGUGAAGAGAGAGUAUCUUAAAAAAUUACAUUGAAUAUAUCAUGUAUGUUGUGUUUUUUGAGACACAUAAUGUAUUCAAUGUAAAUGGGGGUGACUCAAGGUAAAAUUAUUUUACAUUCUAUUGCCCUCCAAUUAAAUGCAUGUAUCAAGUAAUGCAUUCCUUGCGGACUUAAUAUUGCAGACUUCAGGCCACAACAUUUAUGUAAUAUAAUUGAUGCAUGAAUUAAAGUUAACUUGAACUUAGUGAUAUAUUUUUCUUAUAUUACCAGUGCCCAUUUAGAAAUUGAUGCAUAACUCGCAGUUAUUCUUUAACGAAUGCCAACUACUUCAAUGUAGAGCUGAAACAUGCAUUAACCAAUAUACGAAUUAAAAAUAAUAAAACCUCUUCAGGCAUUCACACAACAAAAUACCAUCUGCCCGUCGAUCGGCAGUUACUAUAAUGAGCAGAAUUAUUUGGCUGCAAACGUGAGCACAAUGAGCCUUCAGAAACAUUGCUCUCUAAAAAUUUCUGCCUUGUUUGACGAAAUCAGGGACAAGUCAUGCUGCAGAACAGGCUUUCUGGUCGUGUAAGUAACCUUUGCCCGAAUUAAACAAAACUUGGCAGCCGCCUAUGAUUGGCCACAACUGAAGUUGUGAUCUUCCCUCCUACAGGCAAAGAUCCGGGUCGAAAUAUAAGGAAGCUGAUGUGGCUAACUCUGCCUCAGUCCUAGAAUUUGGGUUGUUUUGUACUAACCUCUCACUGGUAAGUGUAACAAAGAAGCGAGUUGUGGAUAUUUAAUACAAUAGGAUUCUAGCUGUGCUAUUGUUCUUGGUUGUAUUAUUGAGUGCAGCACUGAUCAUUCUUAAUUGUGUGUGCAUCUCACGGGGGACAGAGAAUUUGGUAGGAUCUAUUCUCUAAACAGCAAAUUGUAGUGAACAGAGAAACUGACGAGGUUAUGCACUAAAGUGAGAAUUUAAAGUGUGUUUUGACCAAAUUUAAGGUCAAAAUAGCUGAGCUGGAAAAACAUCUAUGUCAGCUAUGCUUUCAGUUUAGCUACUUUGGCCUUAACUUCAAAAUUCACUUAGAAUUCUCACUUCAGUAAAUAUACCUGUUUAAUGCAAAAAGUGAGCUGGGAAAAAGUUUUCUAAUUCUGCUGGUUCCUUGACUAUACUCACCUGAAUUUUGCAAUUUGAUUUCUUUUCCAGAAUAACCAAAUUUCAAAAAUCUGAUUUGUAGCAAAUUGAAAACUGAAAUUCAAAAUGUAGGCAAAAUCAGCUGGAAAAAAAUUCUGACUUGGCAAUUGUCACAGACUAUUUUAGCCUUAACUGUGGCAUUUGGAUUUCCAUUUGCUGCAUUUUGUCGUUUAGUGAAUAAUCCUGAAUGAGCACCAGAGUAUAAUAUUGAAAUUCCAAGGGGUCAUGGUAAUCUUAAAUUAUCCAAUUUCUCUGCCAGUGCUCAUGUGAGGUGCUGUCAGACACUCAUUUUUUUUAAAACCAUUUUUAUUUCCUUCGAUGUCACAUGCUUGACAGACCAUAAGUACCUUGUUAACCCCUUAAGGACAUAUGUCACAUGUCAUGAUAACCUUUUAUUCCAGAAGUUAGGUCCUUAAGGGGUUAAAUCUAUUAUUUAAAACAAAAACAAAAAAAAAAUAUUUUGUUUAUAGGGCAAAGAAUCCCAUGAUUGCUAUCAUUUCUAUCAUGCAUGACUGUCUUUGCAAUUAUGCUCUCUAUGUGAUACUCUACAUGUCUAAGGGAUAGUUAUUUUAUUUUUUUAUAUGCAAUAUUCUAGAUAUAUAUAUAUAUUUUUUUUUAUUUUUUUUUUAUUUUUUUUUUUGCCUUGUGAUUUUCACAAUGGAUGGGUCAUUUACAUGUACCUUUUGUACACAGUGUUCAUUCCUCUGCUGAAUGCCAGGUUGGAACAUGUCUGGUUACUUGUUAUCUAGGGGCAAUAAUUAACCCAUCAUCUAUGAACUAUGUCCCAACCAGCCUUCUAUUUGAUAGACAAAUAAGUGUAUGUCAAUGAAAAGUUGUUUACUGUAGGGUUUAUUUGAAAGCUGAAUGGCAAAAAUAGCUGAUCUGGAAAACCUCCAACUCUUCUAAAGUUGCCACAAGGCUUCUGUGCUGCUGACGUUUCAGUGUGUUACAUUUCAGAGCUUUGAAUAAUGACCCUUAUAUCUAUUAGUUCUAGAUAUGCAUCAUUAAUAAUACGAACCUUAAAAUAUGACAACUUAUAUGUAUUACUUUUAACAGGCAAAAUCAAUAUGACUCCCCAACAUCAAGCACUCACUCCAGAGCAGAAAAAGGAAUUGUCAGAGAUUGCUCAGCGUAUAGUUAAGGAUGGAAAAGGAAUCCUGGCAGCAGAUGAAUCAGUUGGUAAGAUUUUUUGGUUUAAUUAAGUUAUGUUUUUUUUUUUGUUUCUUGUUAAUUAAUUCAUUUAUAUCUGCCCAGACCAGGGCCAAACAUUCUUUCUCCACUGCCGCAUAAACUCACUUCCCGAGGUAGUAACUUUCUGCUGAGGUAUGCGACAGGGUGCUUUCCUCCAUCCCCCCCUGACCUGGCCCAGUCCAUACAUAGAAGCAUCUGUAUUAACGGGAAAGCGUUUGUUAGGGACUGGGGCAGCCAAGUCAGGGGCGUUCACAAGAGCCUGCUUCAGUGCCUGAAACGCGGCUUCACAAGCUGGAGACCACAGGACCUGCUUAGGGAGAUUCUUUUUAGUCAGGUUAGUCAGGGGCUUGGCGAUAGUGCUGUAGUCAGGGUCAAAACGUCAGUAGUACCCUGCCGUCCCCAAGAAGGCUAGCACAUGGGUCUUAGUGAUAGGUGUGGGCCAGUUAGCCACUGCCUCUACCUUGGCGGGCUCCGGUCUCUUGCUCCCACACCCCACUCUGUGACCCAGGUACUGCACUUCAGCCAUACCUAGAUGGCACUUCUCUGGCUUCAAUGUCAGGCCAGCGGCCUGAAUCUUAUCCAGCACUACCCCUACAUGGACCAGGUGUUCCUCCCAGGACUCACUGUAGAUAGCAAUGUCAUCCAGGUAUGCACAAACAAAUUCCUGGAAGCCAUCGAGGAGUCUAUCCACCAUACACUGGAAGGUAACCGGGGCAUUUUUCAUCCCAAAUGUCAUGACCUUAAAUUGGUACAGGCCAAACGGGGUGACAAAUGCCGACUUGGGGAUCGCAUCCUCAGCCAGGGGAAUCUUCCAAUAGCCCUUACACAGGUCUAUGGUGGUCAGGUAGCGUCCCCUGGCAAUACGGUUUAACAAUUUGUCUACCCGGGGCAUCGCGUAAGCGUCAGUGGAGGUCCGCUCGUUGAGCCACCUGUAGUCCACAAAGAACCGGGUGGUCCCAUCUUUCUUAGGCACCAGAACUACUGGUGAGGACCAAGGGCUAUCGGAGUGUUCGAUGACCCCAAGCUGGGUCAUCUCCUGUAUCUCCUUCCGCAUUCCUUCUCGGACUGCUUCAGGAAUACGGUGGGGGGGCUGUCGCAGGGGGUUCUGUCCAGGGGUCUCUAUCUUAUGUACAGCUAGGGUAGUGUAGCCGGGCUCUUGGGAGAAUGUCGCCUACUUCUCCCACAGAAGCUGCUUCGCCUGUACCUUCUCUGUGUGGCUUAACCGGUCCCCUAGCUGCACAAGGCUAGUAAGGUCAGUCUGGGGGUCCCUCUCUAGCAAAUCGGGAAGGGUUCUCUGGGUCUUCUGCAGCAGGGGCACACACUGCAGCGCCAUUCUCCGGUCUCUCCUGAUACUUCUUCAGCAUGUUCACAUGAAAGGAUCGCUGGAUCCUUUCAUCUGCACAGCUGGCUAUAGUAUAUGUAGUAUCACAUACCUGAGCUAACACUGUAUACGGGCCCUGCCAAGAUGCUUGCAUCCUGUUCGCCUUCACAGGCUUGAGCACCAAAACUUUUUGCCCAAUCUGGAAGAUCCACUGCCGGGCACCCCGAUCAUACACCUCUUCUGUCUCCCCUGGGCCGCCUGGAGAUUCUCUCUUACCAUCAGGGACAGUUUCUCCGUGUGAUCCCGUAGUUCCAGGACAUGUGGCACUAUGGGGGUCCCCUCCUGCUCUGUCUCUCCCUCCCAGUGCCCUCUAAUGAGAUCUAGGGGUCCGCGGACCCUUCUCCUAUAGAGUAACUCAAAGGGGGAGAACCCAGUAGAUUCCUGGGGCACCUCUCUGUAAGAAAAUAGCAGAUGAGGCAGGAACCUCUCCCAGUCUCUGCAAGUGUCAGUAAAGGUACUCAGCAUCUGCUUGAGGGUGCCAUUAAAGCGCUCACAGAGACCGUUAGUCUGUGGGUGAUAAGGUGAGCAAAGCAGCGGUUUGAUGCCGCACACCUCCACAGCUGCUGGGUGAGCACAGCGGUAAACUGGGUCCCCUGGUCGGAGAGAAUCUUCUUAGGGAACCCGACCCUAGUAAAAAUCUUACCCAGGGCAUCAGCAACCGUCUCUGCCUCUAUAUUAGACAGCGCUACUGCCUCUGGAUAAUGAGUGGCAUAGUCCACCAUGGUGAGAAUAUACUUCUUACCAGAUGGACUAGCCCUGGCCAGUGGACCCACAAUGUCAAUGGCUAUGCGGGAAAAGGGUUCCCCAAUAAUAGGCAUAGACAUAAGUCUAGCUUUUGAGUGGUCCCCCUGCUUUCCUACCCAUUGACAUGUGUCACAAGUACUACAGUAUACCCGCACAGGCUGAUUAAAAUUGGGCCAAAAUAAAUUCUGAGUGAUCCUAUGGGCUGUGCAGCGAGACCCUAGAUGUCCAGCUAAUGGCACAUCAUGCCCGAUCCGCAGAAUCUCCUGCUGGUAUUUCGCAGGCACCACCAGCUGUCGAUUCUGUGGAGGGGCAGCACUUUUCUGGGAAGGUUUAGGGAUUCUAUACAACCUGUCUCCCACCCACUCAUACCGUUCCCCAGCUACUCUUUCCUUUCUAGCAUAUGCCCUAGCCCUAUACUUCUGUAGAGUCGGGUCCGCCCGGGUUUCCCUCCAAAACUCCUCUGGGGUAUCCCAGCCUAAGGGGGCCUGAUCUAGGGUACAAGUCGGGGGAAGAGAGUCCUACCUGGGUCUCAGCAGCAGGCGGGCCGGCUCCGGCAGCACGGGUCUGGGCGCGUGUACUCACAGGGUUAACAUCAGCUGGACCCAUCGGAGCAUAGGCAGAAACAAGGGGGGCCUAUGCUCCAAUGGGAGGACAUCAGCGGGCAAAUCCUUCAUAACCCCCACAUCAACGUGUCUAGCGCCCACUCCCCAAUCCAAAUGUACCCGGGCAACAGGUAGGCGGAACACAGUGCCCACUGCUACCCUCACUGCCACAGUGUCUCCGGUGAGCUGGUGCUCUGAGACCAAGUCCUUUUGGAGCAGGGUCAUAGUCGCAUCGGUAUCUCGCAGACCGCUGACUAGUCUCCCAUUCAGCUUAACAGUUUGUCAGUGCUGGUGCCGGUUGUCCUGGUGGGCAGCUUGGACGGGGUCUGCCUCGUGUAGUAUGCCUUAAAAUUCCUCCUGCUCGAUACAGUGAGCAGCAGGCUGAGGGUUGCGUUGAUUCCCGCCGGCUGGUCUUCUCCAUGACCGUGCCUGGUUAGCGGUGUUCAGCGGGCACUCCAGUCUCUUGUGCCCCAGCUGCUUACACCCAAAGCAGCGGCUGGGCUGUGAGUAACCCCGCGCGUUGAACCGGCAUGGCUGGGCAUAGUUGGUAGCUGGCGGUAGUGUUGGAGUGCGGUGCGCCGGGGGUUGGUAGGCAGUCACGGCUGGGGGUGCUGCUGGUCUGUACUCCACUCUGGCAGGGACUUUAGUUAUCGCAUUGUCCAGUUUACGGGCAUCUGUAUAUUCAUCUGGCAGAGUGGAGGGUUUGCGGUAUCGGACCCACUCUCUGGCAGGCAAUUUGUCAAAGCAGUGUUCCAGCAGGAAAAUCUGCAGCACCUCUUCCCCGGAUACUGCUUGGCACCUCGCCAUCCAGUGGGCAGCUGUGCGGUGCACUCGACAUGCCCACUCCACGUAGGAGUCGCCAGCUUGCUUAGUUAUUUCCCGGAACCUCCGACGGUAUGCCUCUGGGGUCACCGCAUACCUGGCCAAAAGGGCAUCUUUCACUGCCCGGUAACUGGUAAUCUCCUCUUCUGGGAUGGCCCGGAAGGCUUCACUGGCCCGGCCGGAUAGUUUCCCAGAGAGGAUAGUGACCCAUUCAUCUGCGGGUACCUGGUGUAGGGCACACUGUCUCUCGAAAUCAGCCAGGAACCUGUCAAUCUCUCCCUCUGCUUCAACAAAGUUUUUAAAUGCAGCAAAGGGUACCUUCUUUCUUCCAAUAUUAUUAUUGGGUACCUACGCUGCUGCAGCUCCUCUUUCUUGGAGCGCCUGGUGUGCCCUCACUGCUGCUUGCACCCGUUCCACAAAGUCCGCUGUAGGGUUGAGGCCAAAGUGUUGCCAGCCUUAUCUGGACUGCCCAGUUGAAUCGGAUUUCCUCGGGUGUUAGGUCCAAGAUGCUGGGCACGUUAGUUCUCUCCGUUCCUUGCGCUGCAUCCAUUUCAAGUAGCUGUGCAAUAAUCUCCCAUUUUUUAAGAUUGCUUGUUGACCGUCCUCGGCGUUCUAGUAUGUCUUUAAGGGUAGCAUGCCUCAUACUGCAUUUCCACCAGCCUGGGAUGUGUAGCUGUCCUUCUGGGUGGUGGGAAUAAUCCCGUCGCUUGCCACCAGUUGUUAAGACACGCCCGGCAUAAAGGAGUGAAAUCUCAGUUUAGGAGAGCUUCCCCUUUCAGAGAUACAGGCACGGCUACUUUAGACCCCAAACUCCCGAACUAGAACCAGGGGAAUGCGCCUAUCUCCCGAACAGCAUACUUGGUAAUACUCCAAACUCCCGAACAGUAAUCCCCCGAAUCACUAGAUAACAGCCGAACCAAUACAACAUCCAAGCGGCUUACAUUCCCAGCAAUCAGUCUCUAUCCGUGUAUAGUAACACCCCCCCCCCCAUCACGAGACCAAGCUCCGUAUUGAGGUUAAAACAAGAUCUGGCUUUAAUGAGGGCUACCUGCCCAUAUUUAUGCAGAUCUCCCACUUGGUGGACACUCCCCUAGGGGACCAAAUGGGAGACUGUAACAAAAGUAUCAGACAGGUAUCAGAUUGGGACAUACAGUCACAAUACAUCUCCACAAUGCAUCCUGGCUUCCUCCCCUCUGCCUUGGAGAUAAUUGAGAAGUAAUUCAAUUAUCUCCCAGGACAGGGGCAAAUCGCCAUUUCACACGUGGGGACCACAGGAUAGAGAAUUACUUUAAAAUGUACAGUGUUACAAAUGUUACAAUAAAUAUAGACAUGUAACAUGUCCCCAGAUAGCUCAGGUCUGAGCGUACAUUAUUAGGUGAAUGGCGCUCAGACCACACGAAUACAGUUUAAUCGCCAUGGAGCCAAAGUUUUUAAUUCCACGAACAGGCUCCAUGGCAUAGCUAUCUGGGUACUUUCACAUAGAUUGUAAUAUAGAGCUCAGAGUCCCGAAUGCUCCGCCGUUCGGUUCACGAACGGAGCUGAAGACCCGUAGGCUGGUAGCUCAGCGGUGCUUGGAAGGAAAAGUGUCCUCUUUUGGUGUACUGAAGGUGGGCAGAACAAUGCUGGCUGCCCGGGGAGCUCGAUAACACUGUCAUCAUGUGGCGGUUAUGUGUAACCGCGACCACCCAGUAACAGCUUCCCGGUGGUCGCGUAAUCGGUAGCCGUUCGGGAAACAAGGGGGCUGUACGGGCAAAGAAAUAACCGAACAAGGAGACGAAUGGAGGGAGGAGAAACAUAAUCCAAAGACAGACGGUUCUGUCACAUAUCUCUUCUUUCUUCCUUCUUUCUUCCCCUCAACCAUUCUUCUGUUCAAGUAUCUGCAGAAUAUGCUAAUAACUUUGGAGAUGCUCUUUUACAGGCACUAUGGGUAGCCGUCUCAAGCGUAUUAAUGUGGAGAAUACAGAGGAGAACAGACGAUCCUUUCGCGACCUUCUUUUCUCUUCAGAUGCCUCUCUGAAUAAGUAUAUUGGUGGUGUCAUUCUUUUCCAUGAAACACUCUACCAGAAAUCCAGUAAUGAAGUUCCAUUCCCCAAAUUCCUUAAAGAUCUUGGUGUUGUUGUGGGAAUUAAGGUACAUCUCUAUAAUUCUAAUGCACUCUCCUAUGUCACUUAUUUUAAGCAGUGGAAUAAAACCCCAAACACAUCAUCUUCUUAUUUUUCCUCUGCUAAUAUAGGUAGAUAAAGGUACUGCAGCCUUAGCUGGAACAGAUGGCGAGACCACAACACAGGGUUAGUUCCUUAUAACAUGUUGCAUGUUGUGCAUUAUUUAGUUCUGAAUCACUGCUUCAUUUACAAGCUUGAUUUUCCAUUCUCUAAUCCCAGGUUUAGAUGGACUUGCAGAACGAUGUGCUCAGUACAAAAAGGAUGGUGCUGACUUUGCCAAAUGGCGCUGUGUGUUGAAAAUUUCUCACUCUGCUCCUUCAAGUCUUGGUAUUUAUGAGAAUGCCAAUGUCUUGGCACGAUAUGCCAGCAUCUGCCAGCAGGUGAUUAUAGUAAAAUAAUUGUUCGAAUGUGCAUAAGAUGAUACAGUGAAGGGAAGAAAAAUACUUAACAAUGGCACAGUGGAUAAGCUACAUGGGCCAAUUGGCUGUUGUCAGUCACAGCAGGUGUUCAAAAACACAGCUGUAAAAUGCAUAUUUUUAUAUUCUCAAUUUUAUUUAUAGGACACUUUAAAGGCUUCAGGCACCAAAUUACUGCAUGAUGUAGUGGGUUUGUUAUUCGAGAGUUUUCUUUAAAGAAGCAUUCAUGGUCUUUUACAUAUUUUAGCAAAAGGCAAGUGUUUCAUUAAAAGAAUAAUUAUAUCUUAUACCCUUUUGGCUUUACACACUCCCUUCUAGCCAUUCUAUAUUCAUACCAGCAAUGGGAGCUGUGAUAGACUGAAAGCGGUCAUCUGAAGCUCUCAGCCAAUCACAGCCACCCAUUAGCGCUAUCAGCACAGAGGGGAUGGGCUGCUGGGGACUCUUGUUUAGCAUUAAAUGCGAUUGUACACUGAAUAGAAGGAUGGUGCCAAGGGCCUUCAGACAUUAUAACCACUUUAACGAGAUGAAGUGCCCAGUGUCCCUUUUAAUUAUAUGCCUUGUUUGCCAAACCUCAAUUAUUCCAAAACAAAAAAUCCUUCCUUAUCUGCUCACUUACCAAUGUAUAUAGAGCUCAGUCAUUGGCUGAGCUGAACUGUAGGGAGUGAAGCAGCCUGCACCAGAAUAAACUAACACAAAGACAUACACAUUCAGUUUUGAACUUGUAAGCAAAUACUGCAUGUUUAGGUCAAAAACUGUCAAAUGUGUUAAAAUUGAUUUGGUGCUUGGAGUGCUCCUUUAAAGUGGCCGAAUGGGCUUUGCUGUUUUAGUAUCUGGUGAGCGCAGAGUGCAGGAAAAAGUGUUAAGUUUUAGUUACCUGAAGCUGUCCCUCGAGACUGCCACCAAUUGCACCUGUUGGAUCCUCUUGCUAUUCUAUUCAGCAUAAAGCUAAUUUGUAGGUGGUGGUCAGGCAGCUAUGUUAUCAUAAUAAUUCUCUAACAUAACAGGACUAUUUUCUAUUCCACAGAAUGGCUUAGUCCCAAUUGUAGAGCCUGAAAUUCUAUCUGAUGGUUCUCAUGACCUCCAGAGAUGUCAGUAUGAGACUGAAAAGGUGAGAACAAUUUUUAUAAUGUGUAUGUUCACUAUUCCUCAUAAAAUGAAAGAAUUGUUAAACACCAUUUUUUUCCAAAUACGACAUGAGUUUUCCCAAAGGCUGUUUAGUACUUGAACAGCUCUUGACCAGAAUGUUAUCAGUAACUAUGAUGCUAUAGGUCCUAAAUAGUUACGUAGUUAGUUACAUAGGCUGAAAAAUGUGUCCAUCAAGUUCAGCCUUCAUCACGUUUGUUUUUUGCUGUUGAUCCAAAAGUAGGCAAAAAAACUAAAGAGAUUAAAAUUUGUUAACCUUUCGUUAUAGCUAAAAUGUUCCAUCACUUUUAUUUAUUUUGUAACCCGCCUCUGCACACAUGAUACCCUUCUUUAGAACAGGUGCCCACUAUUGCACAGCAUAUUCAAGAUGUGGUCUUACCAGUGAUUAAUAAAGAGGCAAAAUUAAGUAAUGCCCUCUUUCAUGGAUGACAAUAUCUUACUGGCCUUAGCCACUACUGAUUGACAUUGCACAUUGUUUCAUCGUUUGUCUAUAACAAUUCCCAAGUCCUUCUCGUGUGUUGUUAUCUGUUACGGUACCUCCAGUAAUAAAAUGCACAAACCGCCGUUUAGUGAAUGCUCCCCGUUCGCAAUAAUGUGGUCUGGUAGCGUGUAUAGUAAAACCAUGCGAACCGCCAGUUAGGGAACACUCCAAACUCCCGAACGGUACCUGUAUGGCUCUUUCCCUUCACGAGCUCCAAAUCCACGAACUGCCAAUAUUAGCCGAACGCCAAUAUCUUCCAAGCGGCAAAUAAUUCCAAUAAGCAGUCUCUAAGCGCUGGUAAUAAAAUCCCCCCAAUAACGAGACCAAGCUCCGCUUUGAGGGUAAAACACAAACUGAUUUACUGUGGGCUACCUGCCCGGUAUUUAUGCAGGUCUCCCACUUGGUGGACACUCCCCUAGGGGACCAAAUGGGAGACUGAAAGGACAGAAGGACAUGGGGACAUUUUGGACAUACAUCCCCACAAUAUUCCCAGCAUGCAUCACAGUUCCCUCCCCUCUGCUCGGGAGAUAAUUGGGAAGUAAUUCAAUUAUCUCCCAGAGCAGAGGCAAAUCGCCAUUUUAAAUACAAGUCAUAAAACACAUAAAAAUCUAUAACUUUAUAACUGCUGAACAUAUUGCAUUCGUGUAACACAUCCCCAGAUAGCCUGGAUCUGAGGGCAUAUUAUUGGCGAAUAGCGCUCAGAUCCCAUACGCAUAGUUCAAUCGCCAUGGAGUCAAAGUCUAUUACAGUUCUUCGGUAUGCGAUUGACUCCAUGGGAAGGCUAUCUGGGGUAAGUCCAUUCGUGUUGUUGAAUCUCCCGAACGGCCGGCAUUCGUAUGCUUUUGUCGAUUGAGAAGGGGAGGUCGACGGCUUCAGCGGUGUUCGGUUGAAAAAGUGUCCGUUUUCAGUUCCAUGAAAUAACCGUCGAACACCGCUGGUCUUUCGCAUGGUUAAAAUGGCCGCCGCCUCGUGGUCGACAUACGAACGACGACCACCCGGUAUUCGGUUUUAAUUGAGAAGUGUCUGUGGUUAACCGCAACAUUCUAAUUGGGAUCAAUAGGUUAACCAGCAGCACACUUCUCUUCUGGGUGGCCGUCCGUUCGGUAGUUUCGUUCGACAAAAACCGACAUUCCCUUAAACAAAGCAUACGAAUGGGGGAAUUCAUGCAACCGGCAAAACAGACGAACACAGUACUUUUAGUCCAGGCAGAUGGGUCUGUCACAUUAUCCCUAUAGAAAGAAAUGGAACUAGUGAGGUCAGAGAUCCGCCUGAAACAGGAGUUUCCUCCUGUUUCAGGCGGAUCUCUGACCUCAUUAGUUCCAUUUCUCUAAAUUUAAAAAAUCAUUAUAGGUAAUAAUAUUUAUUAUUAUGAAUAUAACCGACACACAAACAAACAAAAAAUGUGCAACCUAAAGUAAAUAAAAAUAAUAAUCAAAAAUGUUAAUGAUAACAAUUAAAAGGGAAUGGAGACCUAGAUGGCUAAAUAUAGAGCUUGAGUGAAAAUUUAUUAUUAUUUAUAAAGCGCCAACAAGUUCAGUAGUGCUGUACAAUGGGUGCACUAACAGACAAGUAGAUGUGCCCAGACAAGUUGGACACACAGGAACAGAGGAAUUGAGGGCCCUGCUCAAUGAGCUUACAUGCUAGAGGUAGUAAGGUAAUGUGACCCAAAAGUUAAGGGUAGGGUAGAAAAGUAGGUUGCUGGGAUAGUGUUUGUGAAGAAUCACCCUCCACUCAUGCGGUUCUCUCCCUCCCUGCUACUUUAUUCAUUGGAUUUGUUACCUUUAUUGCUGGUAGAUUUGUUACUUUCAUUUCGUUAAUUUCUCUUGUUCAGUAAAAUAGUCAGCAUACCGAACGAGGACCACCCUGGGUAGCAAUUAGAACUUACAACUCUGAGUAACUUCACGAAAACCGCAAGUUAAUUGACUGUUCCGAGGUAGCUGCCAUUUUGGCAUACGAACUUGUGACGAGAACAAUGGAUGGCGGACAGCGGGACUUGGCCUGUCCCCCUCUGGAAGUCCCAUACGAACCCCUUCUAAAUACGGCAGAAGAACGGCGCUCGGGAGUUUGUAACAGAUGAAUGAGGGAAGCAUUCUCCAAGAACCAGAUUGAAGAUAUCUACAGCGGUUUUCGUACAAAUUUCAUCCGAACGGAGACCGACUCUUGCCCUGAUUCUAUGGAACUCUGAGUCGGCUACAAUCUCGUGGCGAGCUGGUCAAACUUCCACGCAGUGUAACUUCAAAACUACCGAACGGAUUUUCACCGAACGGUGAAAAACUACUGAACGGAUUUUCACCGAACGGUGAAAAACUACUGAACGGAUUUUUUUUAAAAUAUGUUGCUCACAUCACCCUCAGCUACCCAGGGAUAUGGUUUUUAUAUUAAUAUGUUCUGUAUAAAGUAUAUUUUUAAGAAUUGUGAAAAAUUUUAACUUUUCUGGCCAGUAGAUAACUGUGUUUGAUAAGUUGCUUAAACUCCAUUACCUAGCCUGGCCCAGAGGAGGAGUUAUGUGUUGCAUAAAUUGAGCACCCUUGUUUCCAGUAAAUCAGUCUUGUUCCAGCAUUAAGCUUUGGCUCAUGUGUGGAUUAUUCGGCGAUACCAGCGAUUACUUGGCUAUUUUAUUUUAUGGGAAAAAGGGAAUGAUUGACGGGUCACAGGAUUAUACCGUCACAGUGUUCAUUCAGGGCUUGUUUUGUUUUGAUUAGUUUCAUGAAAGUAAUCAGGGUGCGGGGAGGGGAAGCUGUUCACAGUUUAAUUGAUAUACUUUCCUAAAGAAGUAAGUUUUCAAAGAUUUUUUGAAGGAGUGGAAAUUUGAUGAAAGUCCAACAGAGAGGGGAAGGGCGUUCCAUAGGAACGGUGCAGUCCUAGAGAAGUCUUUAAGGUGAGCAUCAGAGGUAGGAGUAUGAACAGAGGUUAGACAUAGGUCUCUGGCAGAGCUUAGGGGCCUAGACGGGAAAUAUUUGUAUAUUCGUGAGGAUAAGUAGGCUGGAGCAGCAUUGUUUAUAGAUUUGUAAUCCAGUAUCAGGAUCUUAAAUUGAGUCCUAUAUCUCACGGGAAGCCAAUGGAGGGACUGACAAAGGGGGAAGGUAUGGGAGGUGCGGGAGGACAGAAAGGUGAGCCUCGGGGCAAGUUGGGAAUAUGUAAGACCACUGAGAAGCAAAUUACAGUAGCCAAGACGAGAGAGGACAGUGGCAUGGACAGGACCUUUGCCUUAUUAGGCGUUAAAUAGGUGCGUGCAAUAUUUUUGAGAUGGAAGCAGCAGGAUUUGGCGAUUGAUUGGACAUGAGGGGUGAAGGAGAGGUCAGAGUCAAAGAGAACACCUAGGCAGCGAGCCUUAGAGGUAGAGCGGAUGCCUGGGUAUUCUAUAUGAGGCUGAUCCUGUGCAAGCAGCACCACAGCCAAGAGGUACGGGUGAAUGGCCAGGUAGCUCAAGGCCUGAGGGACACAGACGCUACCAUCACUCUGAUGCAAUGGCAUUUGGUCAAACCAGAGCACCUGUCCAACCGCACCAUUGCUGUUCGUGUCGCUGUAGGAGCUGUCUCCUGCCUCCCUACUGCCCGAGUACACCUGGACUGGGGAGUCGGAUCUGGAAAAACCACUGUGGGGAUUAUGGAAAAUUUGCCUGCAGAAGUCGUGCUGGGCAACGAUAUUGGCCCACUGGCUUCUGCCUAUUUACCCACCAACACUGCUACCGCUUGCCCAGUGACCACUCGAUCACAGACCCGUGUUGCCGAGGACCCUACACCCGGAAUAGAGACCUAGGUAAGCACCCCACCGACAAUGGUACCCUAAAAGCACAAAGCACCCCACCGGCAAUGGUACCCUAAAACAGUUACUGCUGACCUUUACAGAUGAGUACAGAGACUGGGAGCAAUUUCUACCGCACCUCUUGUUCGUGUAUCGAGAGUUGCCCCACGGGUUCUCCCCUUUCGAACUGCUCUAUGGAAGGAGGGUGCAAGGACCCCUCGACCUCAUCUGUGAGCACUGGGAAGGGGAGAUGGAACAUGAGGGGAUCCACCAUUGUGCUAUACGUUCUGGAGAUGCGGGACCGCAUGGAACAGAUGGCCCGAGACCACCUCCAUGUGGCCCAGGGCCGACAGAAACGAUGGUACGACUGGGGUGCCCGCCAGAGGUCAUUCCAGGUGGGACAGAAGGUCCUGAUACUUAGACCAGUCAAUGGGAAUAAGCUCCAGGCCUCCUGGCAGGGCCCUUACAAGGUGGUGGCGCAAAUCUGCGACACCACCUAUAUGAUUGGCAGCAAUAAGGAUGAAAGGGUUCAGAAAUCCUUCCAUGUUAAUCUCCUGAAAGAGUAUCAGGAGAGGCCAGAGGAUAUUGCAGCCAUAUGUAUCCUCGCUACAGAAGAAGUUAGGAGUUAUAGAGCCAUCUGACAGCCCCUGGGCCUCUCCAGUUGUUUUGGUCCCCAAAAAGGAUUGAACCACACAGUUCUGUGUCGACUACAGACGCCUCAAUGACCGUACAGUGACCGAUGCUUGCCCAAUGCCCUGAGUGGGUGAGCUAUUAGAUCGCAUUGCCAGGGGAUGCUAUCUGACCACUAUCGAUCUGUGCAAGGGAUACUGGCAGAUCCCCCCCCCUGGCCAAGGAGGCUAUCCCCAAGUCGGCAUUCGUCACCCCAUUUGACCUGUACCAAUUUAGAGUCAUGCCAUUUGGGAUGAAGAAUACCCCAGCCACGUUCCAACCCUUGGUGGAUAGGCUCCUUGAUGGCUUUCAGGAUUUUUUUUUUUGCUUGUGCGUACCUGGAUGACAUUGCGAUCUAUAGUGAGACAUGGGGAGAGCAUUUGAAGCAUGUAGAGGCUACUGGACUAGAUUCAGGCAGCAGGCCUGACUCUGAAACCAGAAAAGUGCCACUUGGGCAUGGCCGAAGUCCAGUACUUGGGACACCAGGUAGGGUGUAGGAAGCAGCGUCCCGAGCCGGCCAAAGUCGAGGCCGUGGCCAACUGGCCCACACCCCACACCAAAACCCAGGUACUGGCUUUCCUAGGGAGAGCUGGGUAUUACAGGAAAUUCGUCCCUGACUAUAGCACCAUUGCUAUGUCCCUGACAGACUUAACUAAAAAGAACCUCCCAAGAGUAGUCCUGUGGUCUCCCUCAUGUGAAGCAGCCUUCCAAGCCUUAAAGAAAGCUCUAAUCAACGCUCCUGUACUAUCUGCCCCCGUCCCUAACAAACGAUUUGUCGUCCAUACAGAUCCUUCCAUGUACGGACCUGGGGCAGUUCUAAGCCAGAUCGGGGAAGAUGGAGGAGAACACCCUGUCGCGUACCUUAGCAGAAAAUUGUUACCCAAGGAGGUGAGCUACGCGGCAGUGGAGAAAGAUUGCCUAGCCCUGGUCUGGGCUGUAAAGAAACUCAUAUACAAACACAAAGAUAAAGCACCGCGCUUACAGCAGCAGUGGCUUAGUAUCCAACAGCUUAAAAUACAUAGUAAAAACAAAGAAAACGUUACCUGCGCUCUGGCCUAAAUCCCCAUGUGCAUUUAAACAAAAAUGGAGGCUCUUUAGUUUUAUUCUAAUGGCUAUUUGAAUACAUAAGCUCACCAGCCACGUCAAGGCAAGCCUCAAUAGGUGAGUUCCUACACUAGCCAUUAGAUAUGCUGAUAUCAGCCAAGAGUCUCCAGUGAGACAGGAAGGCCAUUAGAAUAAAACUAAAGAGCCUCCAUUUUUGUUUAAAUGCACAUGGGGAUUUAGGCCAGAGCGCAGGUAACGCUUUCUUUGUUUUUACUAUGUAAAGAAACUCACCCCGUAUUUAUAUGGCCACGAAUUUACCCGCAUUACUGACCACAAUCCCCUUGUUUAGUUGAAUAGAGUGGCAGGAGACAAUGGCCGGUUACUGAGAUGGAGCUUGGCCCUUCAACCCUAUAACUUUUCCAUCCAGUACCGGCCUGGCAAGCUCAACGGUAACGCUGAUGGACUGUCCAGGCAAACCAAACUUAUGCCCUAGCAGCAGCCUGGACAUCCCCAAGUUGACCCAAAAAGGAUCAAGCCGGGUCUGCCGGGGUGUUCCACAAAGGGGAGCCGUGUAACAGAACCUACAAUAUUGCCUGGAGACCUCAACCUUACAGGGUACCCAAAACCCUUUCUUUACCAUCAUUAACAUUGCUUUCUAUCACUGAGAACAAAGACUGUUCGUGUAUUUGCAUUCUCCAAAGUGACUGAUCGUGCAUUUGGCUCUGACUGUUCAAAACUGAAUUUCUUGCUGAACGACCGACCACCCAGAGCAGGAGUGUGCCAGCAAUUAACCCUCUUGACCUGUUAUAAACCGCAAACACCUCAACGUUCCAUUGAAUUAACUGGGUGGUCGGCGUUCGUUUAUGCGAACACGGGGCAGCGGUCAUUUUGUUUAGUUGAACGCACUCAGCGGUGUUUGGUCGUCGACUGCGUGGAACUGUUUUCGGCUACCUUUUUCCACGAACACCGCUGAACUUCUACCUGUGCGUUCGACUGGACUCAUACAAACAAGGCUCUAAUUCGUGAGUUUGUUCAUCCGAACAAACUACAUCCAUUGAUGGCAGGCACGAACGAGUCCGUUCGUGCAUUUCAGACUUAUUACAGAGGGAGAAUAUCCACCUUUUCGCUAACUCCCGAACCACUGGUCCGAUUCUUGCCAUUUUUGGCUAUAUUGUUCCCCUGAAUGUAACUGUUAUUAUAAUGUAACUUUUUAUUAAGAGCCGAUGCAUAAUUUUUAAAGUUAUAGAAAAUGUAUAAAAUCUCUUUUUUAAGCUUGGAGAUAAUUGAGCUGAUAUACCGAUUAACUCAAUUAUCUCCCAAGCCGGAGGGAGGAAUUUACUGUAAUUAAUGGGUGUGCUUUUACUGUACAAUGUUAACUGAUUGGCUGUUGUAUGUCCAUUGUGGUGUGUUACGAUUGCCUCUGGUCUAGCAGGAGGUUGGAUCGCUUAGAUGUCCUGGUUCCCGAAGUUGGAGAGUCGACUUCAAACUGUAGAAACCUGUAAGUGUAGAAUAUCCCACUAGCUAUAGUAAAGCUAGGAUUCCCGGUUCCCUACAACACGAGUCGAGGCUGCGAGUUAAGGGUAAAACGAACGGCUUCCAUCGCUCUCCCUGCUAGCUUCCCCGCCAAGAUACAAGGCCAUUCCUCGGUGUGGAUUUGAUGAAGGGCACAUUGCCUCUCAAAGUCAGCUAAAAAUUUGUCAAUUCCCAUCUCGCUUUCCACGAACGACUUGAAUGCUCCAAACGGAAUCUUUCGUUGCCCCGCAAGCUCCGUGUGGUUGCUGGAUACAGUUGUGGCAGGACCAUGCUGGGCGGUCAUUACGCUAAGCUCGUGGGCUCUAGCUCUUUGUACAUCCGCCUCUGCCAUCAGUUGCUGCACCAGUUCGAUCGAAGGGUUCGGCCCAUAUAGUGGGAGCCUUUCCCUAAUAAUCCUCAUUUUCUCAUCGCUGGGCAUUACCGUGGUCUCUGCCAUGGUGAAGCUCUGAUCUAGCUCAGGUAGAUCAGCAAUCAGCUCUCUUCUCGGACGGUUGCUUGCGUUCCCACCUCGGCUUUCAAGUAAAUCCUUUAAGGUGGUGCGCUUUAGCUUAUCGUAGGCGUUCUCCAUCCAUUCUGUACCUCUCCCCAGGAUUCCAGGAUGAUCCCGCCGCUACCACCAAUUGUUACGAUUGCCUCCGGUCUAGCAGGAGGUUGGAUCUCUUGCAUGUCCUGGUUCCCAAAGUUGGAGAGUCGAACACGGCUUCAAACGUUAGAAACCUGUAAGUGUAGAAUAUCCCACUAGCUAUAGUAAAGCUAGGAUUCCCGGUUCCCUACAACACGAGUCGAGGCUGCGUGUUAAGGGUAAAACGAACUGCUUUAAUGGCACACAGGCAUCACUAUUUAUGCAAAACCCCAGGUCCAGGGACAACCCCCUCUGGACCUGAUGGGAUACAGUGACAAUACGAGCAGUUGACCAAUAGUAAUACAAUGUAUCCUUUGAAAUUGUUACCGCCCAGCUUGGAGAUAAUGAGUCCAGCUGUUGGGACAAUGUAAUUAUCUCCAAGCGCCCCAAUUCCCACGUUUUAUUACAACACAUAAAACUGUAUAAAAUUACAUAACUUUAAUACUUUAACAGACAUAUUUCCCAUUCUACCGUUCAUUAUGUAGCCCAGUUCUGAGCGCAGCAGAUGGAUGAAUAGCACUCAGAACUCACGAAUGAUAUGGCUAGGUUCCUUGAUAUAAAGUCCAUUCGUGUCUUUUGUCCCGAACACAAGAUGGCAGCCAAGUUUUUAAGUUGAUAGAUGGCCAGCGGGACAUGGACCUAAAACCCCUGGAACGAGUAACGGCUGAACAAUUACGCGAAUCUCGCUGAAUUACGCGAAUCUCGCUCACAGUCUUACCGAACGGAGACCACCAUGAAACGGGGUACUUAACUUGCGGUUAACCGCAGCUUCAACGUUCUAAUUGAGAACACACACCAGGAUGCGGGUGGGCCUCGUUCGGGAGUCUUUCGUGAGUUCAGUUCGGUGAAUUAUUACACGAACGAGGCCUCCCGGAGAUAGUCAAUUAUGCUUUUGGUUGACCGCAGACCGCAGCUUCCCGACGGUCAAUUAGCGGCACACUCCGCUCGUGGGGGUGGUCGGCUGUUCGGUACUUUCAAAGAUGACCGGGGUUAAGUGGCGGCACACGCCAAGGGCUGGGUGGUCCGUCAUUCGUAUUCACGAAUAAAGAGUUAUAACUGGUCGGGGAAUGUAUUUGCACGGUCUGAAUACCAAAUAGGGUAUUGGGAAACAAAAAGAAGUACUUCUGCAACAGUAUGUAGGGUUCUUGUAACAUGGUGCUCCACAAGGUCCAGUGGGUGGUAACAUUCCUGUAAAAUCCUGCAUAGAAGCAGCUGCUGUGUGGUCAUUAAAACAGUUCUACUGCACCCUUCAAAACGUAGCUUCAUCUCGUUAUUGAAAGGGAACCUGCUCAGCAUAAUCACUAGCUCUUCCUUUUUUUUUUUUUUUUUUUAUAUUUCUUUAUUUUGUCAUUUAAAAUUUUUAACAUUUGCAUGUGAGGUACCCCAAAGGCAAUCCUCCAGCACAUUGAGACAACCAGAUACAGAAAUAAAUGUUAAAAAAGCAACCAAGAUUAAACAAACAAGCAGAAAAGAAAAAAAAACCAAAAAAAAAAACCCAUCGAUAUAACUGCUAAUAGGAUAAGCUGGCAGUAUAUUGUAAUAAAGGCACUGUCAAAAAUUAGGCACCAAAUGUUUCCACAUAAAGUACAGUGUUUCCAUUGAAAACCAUCGUACACCCGAUGUAUAUUUCAAUCACACUACAUUUGACCACUGCCAAUCGCUAUCAAAAGGAAUUAACACCAGAAAUUUCCGUGGUAUAAUUGUCAGAGCUCUACCUUACUCUCUACUUGGAUCCAGCGGAUGGGAUAGCGCAACUCCAUUACUGCACAGCAUCUUGCCGGGAAGAAGGACGUCUCCAACCGCUGAUACCCCCCCUCCCAUUGGGGUAGCCGUUACAGGAGGGAAGACCAGAAGUUCUGUUUUGGACAGGUUCAAUUUAAAGAAAUGAGCAGCCAUCCAGGUGGAAACAGCAGAGCGGCAUUCAGAGACACUCAAGAGGGGUGGUGAGAAAUAAGGGGAGGACAGAUACAUUUGCCUGUCAUCCGCAUAUAAAUAAGCCGAAGGAGCUGAUGAGUUUACCGAGGGAGGCAGUGUAGAUUGAGAACAAUAGGGGACCAAGGACAGACCCUUGGAACAUUAACAGAGAGGGAUUGGGGAGAAGAGGCAGAACCAGAGAAAGAAAAACACUGAAUGAGCACUGGGAGAGGUAGGAAGAGAGGCAGGAGAGAGCUGUAACUCAUAGACCGAAAUUGAAAUUGUGUUUCAAAAUGAGCCACUAGGGGUGUAGUUAGUUACUGCGUUCUAUAUCUAUACCUCAGGAAGGUAUGUUACAAUGUAACAAGACAUUUAAGUAUUCCAUUCGAGUAGAAGAGCUACAAUUAGAGGACAAAGGACACCAUACGAUUUAGAUUUAUCCAAGAUGGCAGCGAAUAUACAGAGAAGUUAAACCACAGAGUGAGCAGAGGUUAGGUUAGAAUAAUGAUUUAUGUUGUUAUUAUUAUUGCCAUUUAUAUAGCGCCAACAGAUUCCGUAGCUUGUUAUCCCUAAUUCACUUCCAUUAAGGGUAUAAGUUGCUUGUGCAUUCUUUAUGCCUCAGUGCAUAACUUUGCAUUUCUAUACAUUAAAUUUCAUCUGCUAUUUGAGUGCCCAGUCCCCCUUCUAAAUCCUUCUGCAGCAAAGUAAUAUCUUGCUCAAAUUGUAUUACUUUACAGAGAUUUGUGUAUCAUCUGUAAAAACUGAAACAUUUCUUUCAAUGCUUUUUUCAAGGUCAUUUAUAAACAUGUUAAAUAGAAGAGGUCACAGAACAGAACCCUGAGGGACACCACUUGCCAUCUCUGUCCAGCUUGAAAAUGUACCAUUAAUGAAAACUCUCUGUACUCUAUUUUUAAGCCAAUGUUCUACCCAAGAACAAGCAUUUUCAUCUAGAACAUUUUCUUUGAACAGGUUUUUAUUCUAACUUAAAAUCCUUACUCAACAGUGGCCAUAUUUUAAAUGUUAUCUUACUUCCCCCUUUGUUACAGAAGUAUGGAUUCCUCAUGAAUGCAUUAACCAGGCCAUGGGGUCCAAACUCGUAAGGCCUUACAGUUGAUAGAAAAUGUUUUAUUCUUCAUUUUAAACACCAAGAUUUUUCAUUUAUUUUUUCUGUAGAAAAGUAUUGUCUUUGAGGUUUUGUAAACUGUGUGGAAUCAUAUUGGGUUUCUGGACCAUAUCAUAAAGCUGAUGUUUAAAUUCACCUAUUUCAGCAUAGUUUAUAAUUGCAUUUACUGAUUUCUUCAUAAUGGGGUGCUGAAGAAUUUUGUAUUUGUCUUCUCUUUUAGGUUCUCUCUGCAGUGUAUGCUGCAUUGAUACAGCACCAUGUUUAUUUAGAGGGAACGCUCCUAAAACCAAACAUGGUCACCGGUGGACAAUCGUGUUCUGAAAAAUUUACUCCAGAGCAAGUUGCCAUGGCUACAGUUACCGCCUUAAGACGAACUGUCCCUGCUGCUGUACCCGGUAACCUUUUUGCUUGAAUUCUCUCUGUCAGUGACUUGCUGUUCUGCACCAUCUGAUGGAAUAAGCCAGUAUUGCAUUUUAUAUUAAAGGGUCACCCCAGACCACUAAACAACUUUAGUUAUGUGUGAAGAAUGUGUGCUGUUUUUGUUGUUGUUUUGUUUUCAAUAGAAAUUGUCACAUUUAUAAAUUACCUUGGCUUUUAAGCAGACAAGCAGAUCAUUUACACGCAAUGAAAAAAAUGCAUAAUUAAAUUUAAUAAUUAAACUAUUCAUUUUGGGUAUAUCUACUAAAUAUUGUUUUAUAUUUUGUAUUUGGGUAGUGGAGUGUACCUUUAAGAGCAUUUUAUUUAAAAAUUACACAAGUAUUACAGCCUAUAUUGGUAUUGUCUGUCAGUGUAUUAGAGCUCCCUUUUUAACCUACAUUUCAUCAAUGUUCAUGAGCUGAUACUAGUUUAACACGUGGCAAAUGUUUCUGUAAGAGUUGUUUAUAAUUAAGCUUUAGAAUCUCACUCUUCAUCACAUGGCUGAGAUAAUCAUGUUAAUCCUUCAAUGUAAAGUUUGCCGUUCUUGAAGAACUGCAGUGAUUUCAGUUUCAGGGUUACAAUGACACGGAGGUGGCACCUAGAGCACUUUGAGAUGAAGUAGUCUGGAUGUCUGUGUGUCUCUUUUAAACUCUAAACUACAAAAAAACACCUAAUCUUAAAUUUAAGUGGCUUUGUCACCUUACCUAAGUCAAUCCUUUAUUUCUAUUUUUACUAGGUCUGCCUAAACUUGAAAAAAGGUGUGUUGUUGGUUGAUUUAUUUAUUUUCUUUUGGUCAAGUUUUUAUAAUUCCCCCUGUCGUCACUUGUGAUUGCAGUGGGGAAAAUGCCUUGUCUAUAGAGGCUCUCGUGGUAUCCUCCAUAAACAUCAGUGUUGUACUCUCGUGAUUGCACAAAAGUACAGUACUGAUGCAGGCUCCUGGCAAAUGAAACACUAGGAGCUGAAGCCGACCCAUUGAUUGCUGAUGGCGGCAGCCGCGAGGGAUGGCUUAAGGUAAGUAAAACUUACUUUUCCCCUAAACCUCAGUGCCAUGCUGCAAAUGGCGAUGUCAGCAUUGAGGUCUUUUCAAAACAUGCAAAGUACACAAAGCCACUUUAAUGUGCCUUUCAGUCCAGAAAAAAAAAAAAAACUUUUAUUGUUAGAGACACUUUAAAGAACUGUUAAAGUAGGUCUUAGGCAUUAUAUAAACAGUCACAUGUGGGUAUGAGUAAAUAACUUGUCUAAGUGUAGAACAAUUGGCAUGGGAAAUAGCAUAUUCCAGUUUUUAAAUCUUCCCCAAGAAUUGUUCCAUAAUCAGAACCUCCAUGGUGUCUCAUAUGUUAGACCAAGACACUAACAAUUUUACAUACAGGAGGUUGUGGUGAGGUUACCACUGAUACUUCUUUUAAUAUAUAUAUAUAUAUUUUUAUAUUUUAACAAAAACAACUGUUUUCAAAUUAUACUGUCGGGUUGGGGUGCAGUGGGACUGUUAAUCCCUUUUAAUAAAUUUAAGCCCCAACGCAGUACCUACGGGUUUGGGGACACAGGAGUGGGACUGGUGUAAAACUGCAAAAAUGGUUUGCUGUGACAUGGUGUGGGGGAUUCAUAGCUCCAUACCUACUACAGAGGGCCAUAGUUGUAGUGCUUAAGGUGCCUAUGUAAGUGUGACGAGACCAAUCUCGCCACAUUGCAUUGGAGAAGCCUGGUUACUCGCCUGUUGCAUUUGGAUUAUGGCCCCAUGUUAAAAGGCUUUAUUUUCCCCUGCAAAGACAUGAAAGCCGGGUUAUUUGGUGCUUGCCCUGUUUGAGCGGUGAUACCCCAGAUAGCUAUGCCAUGGAGCCCAUUCGUAUAAUGAAAGACUAUGGGAAAGACUUUGGCUCCAUGGCAAUUGAACUGUAUGUGUGUGCUCUUAGCGCCAUUCAGUAAUAAUGUGUGAAAUCUGGGGAUAUGUUGAAUGUACCUGUUUUGUGCAAUGGCUGCAAAGUUAUGUUUUUAUGUGUUUUAUUGUCUUUUGCUGCCAUGUGUUCAGUGGAGUUUUGCCUCUCUCCUUGGAGAUAAUUGGAUUACUUACCAAUUAUCUCCAGGAUAGAAGACUCUGUGGGACUGGUUUUGGGCAGAAAAGCCAUGCUUCCUUUGGUCACAAAAGACUACGAUCCAUCUUUUGAACCAUUGGACCAAUUUGACGUAUGUUUGUAUUUGGAUUAUGCUGAUUCUGAAAAUGUAAGUUAUAUGUGAAUGUGAUGCAUACUUUUCAAGUUAUGAAUAAUGUGGAAAAAUUGUAUUUCUCUGCUUGUGCUAAUUACAUUACCCAUUGUGUGAGGUAAUUGUAUCACAGGCAGAGGGGAGGAUUUUGUGUGGGAGUGUCUGAGUGUAUUGUAUGUGUUUAUUGGUUGUGUUCCAAAACCCUAUGGGUGGUACUAAUGUGUACAUAAGCACAAUAAACCCACAGCUCUGUCUGUUCACUGCUUGACCCUCAACACGGAGCUUUGUCUCGUUCUUGGGGGGAUAUACUGUAUGCUGUUCCAGUUUGACUGCUAGGAGUGUAAACCAAUUCGGAUGGUUUUUCCUAUUCGGCUGUUUACAGCAUUCGUAUGGUUUCCUGUUCGGCGGAUUGGUGUUCUGCAGUAGCUGUGCCUGUGUCUCUGGAAGGGAAGAUCUACUAAACGGUGGUUUAACCCUUUUAUGCUGAGGGUGCCGUUACAGUAAGCAUUAGCUUAAAGUAAAAAACCUUUAUUAUUUUUAUUUUUUAAAACCAUGAGGUCCACAUUGCUUUGCUAUUACUUCUUGUAAGACAGGUCUACAUUCUUGUUGACAGAUUACAUGAAUGCUGUUUUUGUUUGUUUUUUCAGGUAUUUGUUUCCUCUCAGGAGGUCAAAGUGAAGAAGAGGCCUCUCUAAAUUUGAAUGCUAUGAACCGAUGCACCCUUGCCCGUCCUUGGCGUGUAUCUUUCUCCUAUGGACGAGCUCUACAGGCUUCUGCCCUUUCGGCUUGGCUUGGAAAGCCUGAGAAUAAGAAGGCUGCACAGGAAGCUUUCCUUAAAAGAGCACAGGUCAAGUUAUUACUUUAACACAUAUUAUAUAAUAUAUUUUUUUCCCUGCUUUUUUUCUUAUAUGAAAAACCAGCUUGUGAAAGUUGCAGACCUCCUGACUGCAGACUUUAUACUCCCCUUUUUCUCCAGCACAAUCAUUCAGUCUGUCAGUGAAUACUCCAAUUAGAGGCUGUGAGUGUGCAUGUAGCUUUUCUUCCUCCCUCCCUCUCUUAACCCCUUAAGACCGGAGGGCGUACAAUUACGCCCUAUUUUAAGCGGCUCUAAACACCGCCGGGCGUAAUUGUACGCCCUCCAGUCUUUCUUUACUUAUCGCGGUGGGGGGACGACUCCCAGGGAGCCCCCACCCCCCGCGGUAGAUCCUCUUCCUCCGGUGCCCCCCGGCCAUGUGAGAGUGAGGUCCUUGCGAGCACAAUCACAUGGCCGGGGGUAGCUGCCUCCUGCAUUGCCAGCAGGGGGGCUGCCUGUAAUGACAGGUGGUCCCCCUGCUGGCUGGAAAUGAAAUUAAAAUAAAUGAAUUAAAAAGUAAAGUGUAAAAAAAAAAUUUAUAUAAAUAUCAAAUUACACGUAGACUGUUACUGAUUAAAUAUAUAUAUAAUUAUUGUUAUAUAUAUAUAUAUAUAUAUUUAUAAUAUAAAAAAAUUUAAUACGUGUGUGUGUGUGUGUGUGUAUAUAUAUAUAUAUAUAUAUAUAUAUAUAUAUAUAUAUAUAUAUAUAUAUAUACACACACACACACACACACACACACACACACACACACACAUUAAUUCUACAUAUAUAUUUAUGUAAUAUUUUUACAUAAUUAGGUAUUUUAAUUAAUUACAAUUAGCGGGACCUGCCUGACAACCCAUGCCGAAAGUAAAGGGAAUUUAAUUUGCUAGCACUAUAUUUAACCCUAUAACUUUCCAAGACACCAUAAAACCUGUACAUGGGGGGUACUGUUCUACUCGGGAGACUUCGCUGAACACAAAUAUUAGUGUUUCAAAACAGUAAAAUGUAUUACAACGAUGAUAUCGCUAGUAAAAGUGACGUUUUUUGCAUUUUUCAUGCACAAACAGCACUUACACGGACGAUAUUAUUGCUGUGAUACUUUUUACUGUUUUGAAACACAAAUAUUUGUGUUCAGCGAAGUCUCCCGAGUACAACAGUGCCCCUCAUGUACAGGUUUUAUGGUGUUUUCAAAAGUUACAGUGUCAAAUAUAAGGCAUGCGUUUCAUUUUUUUCACAUUAGAAUUCGCCAGAUUGGUUACGGUGCCUUUGAGACCCUAUGUUAACCCAAUAAUGAAAAUUACUGUAACGGAUUACCUGGCACCCCGACUGGGUACCUCCAUUGAUGGAUGCUCCUAGCACUCUAGUCGACACCACAACCACCGCAGGCAGAACCUCUCUUCCUUCAGAGCAAAGCAGGUACAAGCUCUUAAAAGAGCUUAGGAGUGAUUAUAACAAGGGAAUAUGCAGAGCAUGGCAAUCCCUUGUAGCAGAUUCCCCCCAAUAAGAGACAGAACUCCAAAUUGAGGUUGAAGUUGAACUGUCUAAAACUUUAUUUUACUUGGUACUAGCCCAUAUGGUCAUUACAUUAACAUUGCUGUGAAAACUCAAUAAAAUUACAAACAAUCAAAUCAUAGCAGGCAACAUACAGUGACUUAUUAUAACAUAUAUUAUAAAUGGGUGGGGAAGACCAUAAUUAACACAAAAUGUCUCUCCUGCAUGCAGAAUUAGCAAUAUGCAAAUCUACCCGAAUAUGCAAAUUACCAGACUUGCUAUUCAGGUAGUUCAUAUUACUGUUGCUACCAACACAGGGCACUACACAAGCUCCAUAGCCAAAUCCAUCUAGUUGGUAGCAAUCCUCAGCAGUACAGGAGAGCAGGCAAUACAUCCCAGGGGCCAUAGUCACAUGGCAGGAGGCUUGCAAUCAGUCUUCUCCAAUGCCCAGUGGCGAGGCUGGUUCCGCCACAAUUGCCCCUAUGAUGGCAUGCCAUUUGCAAUAGUAGACAACCCAAGGUAUUGCAAACGGGGUAUGUCCAGUCUUCUUUAGUAGCCACUUAGUCACAAACACUGGCCAAAAUUGGCGUUUUUUGCAUUUUUCACACAAACAAAUACUAACGCUAGCUUUGGCCAGUGUUUGUGACCAAAUGGCUACUAAAAAAGACUGGACAUAGCCAAUUUGCAAUACUUUGGGUUGUCUACUAGUGCAAAUGGUAUGCCAUGGUGGGUGUAAAUUUCAUUCCCGGGCUACUAUAAAGUCCCAAAGGCAACGUAACCAAUCUGGCGAAUUUCAAUUUCAAAUGUAACGUGCUAUAUUUGACCCUGUAACUUCCCAAAACGCCAUAAAACCUGUACAUAGGGGGUACUGUUUUACACAUGAGACUUUGCUGAAUACAAAUAUGUGUAUUUUAUUGCAGUAAAAGCAAACAGUAUUAUGACAUUGACAGUUAAAAUGUCAUGUAGAACUAAAAAAUCUUAUUUUCUCCCAUUUUUUUCAUAUUAAAUUAUGUUUCAUAGCUAAAUAUUUGAUAUUAAAUGAAAGCCCUGUUUCCCCUGAAUAAAAUGAUGUAUAAUAAGGGUGGGUGCAUUUACUAUGAAAGAGUUGAAUUACGGUUGGACAGACAUGUAGCGCAAAUGCCAGGUUUUGUUUACAUUUUGUUUCGUGCACAACGUGUACAUUUGGCUCCGUCCUUAAGGGGUUAAUUGAGAAGGGAGAAUGGAAGCACACAAGCAUAGCACACCUGUUGCUUCUGUUAGCGCUGUGGAACUAGCAGAAGAAAUCCUCACUUUCUUUCAGAAUGACAACCAGGGAAGUGUUUCUGCCUUUAGAUAUAAAACUGCCAAUUAUGCCUGUAUACUUAAUAUUCAGCAUUUUUCCCUGUUAUUAUAGUACAUUUUUAAGUUGAUUUUAAGGCAAUUCUCUUCCCCCUAGAACCCUUCAAACAUUACCCAGAUUGCCGUUGGCUCCACUUCUUCUCCCCCGUUUUGCUGCACCCUUUGGAAUGCUUUCUCUGUCUGUAGCAUUAACAAAUCAGCUUUCAUUUGUGACUUCUUUAUCUCUAACUCCAUCCAUCUGAUACUUAUCUCCCACUCCCCUGACUGUGCUACCCUGCCUCUCUGUCUCAUGGCAGCCUGCAACUCUCACUUACUCCCUAACUGACAGGGUCUCAACUUCCGGUACCUUUAAACUUAUUCACUCUGUACCUUCACCUUCUUUUGAGGUCAUGCGAUCCACCUUUUUUACCCUUUCUCACAAUGCAUUGCGGUAAUCUACCGCCAGCCUAGUUUUGUCCUGGGAUAUGUCUCUGCCUUGCCCCCUCACUUCUGUCCUUAUAGCAAGCUGGGAGCAACUUUGGUUGUUCCCAGCUUGUCAUUGUUUAAGAUAUUUUUUUAAUAAAUGUGCUGAUUUUCAGCAUGUGUGGGACCUAUGAACAUUGUUAUUAUAGUAUGGAAGAUGUGCUUUAAAAAAAAAUAAAAAUAAAACAAAUAGGGAAAAGAUCAUAUGAGUGUCCUCAUAACAAAUGUUUACCGCAUACUCCUGACACAUACUUCAGUUAUGUCUCUAUACUGGUUUCCCGUUUUGUUUAGGAUUCUGUUUUUGUGCUUACAUCUCCUCAUUAAUUGGCAGAUGUGCCCAGACUCUUCAAUUUACCACUUGGCUGUCACACUCCCACCCCAGACUCUCAUCUGCAGGUCGUCUCCAGGGUGGCACUCUCCUUCUCUGCAGUCCUUGGGAAAAAUAAAACACUAUAAACAGCCUUCUUAAUACUUCAUCAUCUACAACCUUCCUCUGUCUACUGUACUCCCUUCUCCCAAACACCCAUCCCUUCCUUGGGUACGAUCAAAUCACUUGAUUCCCUCACUUCACUUUGUGUAUUUGUCUCUCAUCCCCUUGUAUUGUAAGCACAUUUACCUAGGGCUUCAAUUACUUCACCUCCUUUUCCUGUUUGAUAUAUGAGCUUUGUUAGAAUUAAAUGUUAUGUUUUGUACAUCACAAUUUGGUAUAUCUGUAUUGAAAACAUACUUUUGAUGUAUUCCUUGAAAUGUGCCAGCUCUUUAUCUUCUAUCAAGGUUCAGUAUGUCAUAUAGGUUCACAGUAUCAAAGUCGUGUAUUAUAACUCGUUUUGUGUGUUUCCCCCAAAAUCUUGUUGUACUACAAAGAUUUUUGCCUGAUUUGUAACCUAUAAUUUUAUUUUUAUUCUUGCAGAUUAAUAGUCAAGCUUCCCUUGGUCAGUACAUUCCAUCUGGAUCUUCAGAUUCCGUCUCAUCUCACUCUCUUUUCCAGCCCAGUUAUAGCUAUUAGACAAGAGAUCCUGUCCUAUGACCAAACCUAAAAUGCUCUGUGCAGGGAAUCUUUUUUAUUAUUAUUAUUAAUUUUUUUUUUUUUUUUUAUGACUCUCCUAUCUCUAGAAUCUCUGUAGAUAUGUUGCAGCAAUACAAACAUAUUGCGUUAUACCAAAUGGACCAAAUCUAACAGGAGCAGUUUGUAAAACAAUAGAUAUAUUAUACAGGAAAGGUUUGUGCAAUUUGUAGCGAUUCCCCAUCUUAAUAUCAUUUCGAGUUUAAGCAGGAUUAGAAGAGCCAUCUUGUAUCUAUGAAAGAAAAAAAAUGCAACUUUCUUUGGUUGCUCCCAGCUUGUGAUUGAUUAAAUAUAUAUAUCUUUUUUUUAUUUUAUUUUUUUUUUUUAUAAAUGUGCUGAUUUUCAGCACGUGUAGGACCUGUGAACAUUGUUAUUAUAGUAUGGAGGAUGUGCUAAAAAAUUUUUUAAAAAAUGAUCAUAUAAGUGACCUCAUAACAAAUGUUUACCGUACCUUCUCCUGACACAUACUUCAGUUAUGUCAAAUUAAAAUGGUAUUUUACUACUAUGUAGUUUGUUACAUCACCUUCUUUAAGCAACUAUUAUUUUUGUGGUCUGUCUUUUAUUUUUUAUUACAGUAAUUUGUUUU